Messenger RNA from Aspergillus glaucus CBS 516.65, 258 nucleotides. RefSeq lists its product as uncharacterized. The record is from RefSeq and is a predicted model, not a curated record. The transcript has 4 exons. Lineage: Eukaryota; Fungi; Ascomycota; Eurotiomycetes; Eurotiales; Aspergillaceae. Bases 1 to 258 code for a protein of 85 amino acids.
AUGACCCUCUACUAUAAACUUACAGUCCAGUUCCUCAAUGAGGACUUUUGCAACAUAUACAGUCGUGAUAUUUACCAUAUACUAGAAACCAAAUUCACUCAAUUAGGCGUUGCGGAGAUCGAACCGGGAGAUACAGGUCCAUAUUCCCAUUUAGUCUUCACUGCCACCAUCGGGGCGCCACCCAACGUCUUCUUUAGCGAUUUGCGAGAUGUAUGGUUGGGAGACGGAAUCAGGACUAUAGUUCAGCCGUUGUCCUAG